Messenger RNA from Parnassius mnemosyne (clouded apollo), 960 nucleotides. Lineage: Eukaryota; Metazoa; Arthropoda; Insecta; Lepidoptera; Papilionidae. The record is from the annotation of a GenBank genome assembly.
AUGGAACAUCUCGUAAAGAAUCGACUGGAGUGGAUAUUAGAAAAUAGGGGCAUUCUGUCAAGGACUCAAUUUGGUUUUAGAAAAGGUUUUAGCACAAUGGAUAGCCUUAGUAUCUUAGUAUCAGACAUAAGACUUGCUUUUUCCAACAAUGAGUAUCUUGUAGGCGUCUUUGUGGAUGUUCGUUCGGCCUACGAUGAUGUUAUUCUUCCGCUGCUCAGGCAGAAAAUGCAACAGCUGAACAUCCCGGAGAGAAUCACAAAUUUCGUGUCAAACCUGCUUUCGCAGAGGCGCAUAUUAGUUCGCUCUGAAGGCAAGCUCACAUCACCUAGACCUGUCUGGAAGGGAUUACCUCAAGGCUCAGUUCUGAGCCCCUUGUUAUACAGCCUUUAUACAUAUGAACUUGAUAGAUCUGUAAACUACUUAGCUAAUGUCCUACAGUAUGCUGAUGACUUAGUCUUAUAUGCAUCCGACAUUUCCUUUGACCAAGCAAUCUCCCGUCUAUCCCAAGCAGUUAAAUUCCUCAACUUUUGGCUUAUAGAACAUGGUUUGUCCAUUUCAGCUAGUAAGAGUAACUCAGUAGUAUUUACUAGACGAAGGUUUUCCCCAGAUGUGCCUAUCCAUAUUGAUGACUCUCUUAUACCUUCUCAGACUCAAGUGAAAUUUUUAGGAGUAUUUCUAGACAGUAAAAUGACAUGGUGGAAGCGUGUACGUCGCAUCGCGAAUCGGUCCAUUGGAAAUGGUGGGAAAGAGGUCAAUGUGCGCGGGAAGUGGGUCAGGGCGGAUGCACCGGAGCGGUCGGUUGUUUUCGGCCGUCUUUGGGGGCCUUCGGAGCGGUUCGGGGAGGCUCGGGGGCGCAGGCGCGUGGAGUGCAUCGAUCGCCGCCCACGCGGCGUAGCGCUCAAGUGCUCCGCGAGUCGCUCCGCGAGUCCCGGGCUGUGCCCCACGAAGAUGGCGGCGUGA